Molecule: messenger RNA, 7813 nt
Organism: Cynoglossus semilaevis (tongue sole)
Lineage: Eukaryota; Metazoa; Chordata; Actinopteri; Pleuronectiformes; Cynoglossidae
Gene: rimbp2a
Product: RIMS binding protein 2a
Exons: 23
Coding region: 856-4962 (1368 amino acids)
Biological process (GO): neuromuscular synaptic transmission
Molecular function (GO): protein binding
Source: RefSeq, a predicted model, not a curated record
GACACUGAAUGUCUGACACUUAAUCAGCUCUAAUUGUCACUGAGACUUAUUCAUGCAGAGUUACUCUAAAACCCAGUGGAGCUGGUCCGGUCUUACCGUGGAGCAGAAGAAUCAAGGGGUGUUUUAAUGACUGCUGACGUCAGCUGGACUGUAGAAAAUCAUUAUUUUCUCACUGUCAGACAUAAAAGAUGAAAAUAUGUCAGAUGGAGUUCAUUGGAUCCUUGACAUGUUUCAGGGGAAAAAGAGAAAAAACUCCUCAUGCUUGUGAUGUAAAGGUUUGCAUGCGAUUGCUCAGCUGACUCAUGCAGCCUUUUUCAGAGAAAAGCUGUCAGCCAGGCGUUUUUGAAUAUUUUUUUCCCCCCUGCAUGUGACUUUUUCAGGCAGACUCUGCACAUGUCUGCUUUCCAGUGAGACAGAGAGAGUGGGAGAGGGAGAGAGAGAGGGAGAGAGAGUGAGGGAAAAGGAAGGAAGGAAGGAAGGAGGGAGGGAGACUAUCUAUAACGGGGCGACAGAGGAGAGCAUGGAAGAAGAAUGGUCACACGUUCAGGGAAAAGGACGUUGGCGGCGUGUGUGAGAGCGACAUGCAGCCACUGCUGUGGAUCUGCUGCGGGUGUUAGAGUGAGACCUCUGCUCUGUUACUGAUGCUCACCAACCCACUGCAAAACUGCUGAUUGCGACGGCGCACACACAGGCACACGGGCACGUGUACACACACACACGGAUGCACUCACUGCCUCAGCCUUCAAUGCCAGCCUGUGAUAUGACGUGGGAAGGGAAGAGUCAUUUUGGGACAAAAGGGGUGCAACCUGGAAGUCUAGGUAUGAGGCCUCACUUCAGCAGCCCACAGUCCACUCCAUGUACAUUGUGAACCGUUUUCGACUGCUGGAGGAGAGGAACCGUUCUUUGAAGCUUGAAUUGGCCACGCUUCGACAAGAAAAACAGCAAAAUAGGAGACUGAAAGCAAAGCUCCACGCUGCUCUGCAGGAGAAAAACCGCUUGAAGCUUGAGCUGAUCGACCUUCACCUGAAGUCAUCUAAAUAUGAUCAGGUGCGGUCAGAUUAUGAACAGCUGAGACAGACCUGUGCUGCAGUGAGCCGAGAGAGAGACGUGGCCCAGCAGCAGAGGAGCCGACUGCAGGGCAGAGUAGAGAAUCUGGAGCAGGUUCUUAAGCAUAUGCAUGAGACUGUCGGGCUGAAGCAGCAGCUACAGACGGAGCAUGAACGAGCCUUGGUGGCCCUUCAUUCCAAGCAGAAGGAGAUCAAUCAGCUGCAAACGGCUCAGGCACAACUUGAUCAAGAGCAUGAGGAAACAGUGCAUUUGUUAGAGGUCAAGGUUCGUGACCUGGAGCAGAGAUGCAGGUCACAGAGUGAACACUUCCAGCAGCUGUCCAAUGAGCUGCGGAAUUUUCCCUUGCACUCACAGUUAGUGGACAUCCAAAAGAUUAAUACAUUUUCCACAGUCCCAAUCCCUUUUUUACUGGAGAAGAAUUUACCGGAGGUCAUCGAAUUUGAUUCUCAUCUAGAUACAGGCGAUGAGAACGUGGCAAAUGCACCGACACUGAUCUGCGGGCACGCCUUCCACUCAACUGAAGCUGGAGAUAAACAACGAUCAGAAUUGCUGUCUGUCAAACCAGGAACCGUGACGACGGCGCAUCCCGGCAGCCCCCUGAAGCCCACCCUAUCAGAGAUGGAGGAUGAGGCCAACCAGUCACCCAGGUCCAAGCCACGCUAUACAGGCCAGGUCCGCCUCUGCACUGCCCGCUACAGUUAUAAUCCUUACGAUGGACCAAAUGAGCACCCUGAAGCAGAGCUCCCCCUUGUGGCCGGAAAGUAUCUGUAUGUUUAUGGCAACAUGGACGAUGACGGCUUCUAUGAAGGAGAGCUGCUGGAUGGCCAGCGUGGACUUGUUCCAUCCAACUUUGUAGAAUUUGUACAGGACAAAGAAAAACCACCUGGGGAAGGUGGGGAAAACCUGGGCCCACUGGAUCAUAUGUCUUUGGCGUUGGUGCCAGUAGAUGGCGGUGCCUCCCAGGACGGCCUCUUAGGCUCAUCUAAUGCAUUGGUGCCCUGUAGCAAUGGCACAGGGGGGCCUAUUGACCCUGAGGACCUGGCUGAAGAUGUUGUGCCUUAUCCCCGAAAGAUCACCUUGAUUAAGCAGCUGGCACGGAGCGUCAUUGUGGCCUGGGAUCCUCCACUAGUGCCUUUUGGCUGGGGUACCAUCUCUGGAUACAACGUUCUAGUAGACGGUGAACUUCGUGCCACUAUCCAGUAUGGUGGCCGGACCAAGUGUUUGUUGGAGAAGCUGGACUUGGAUGGCUGUGUCCAUCGCGUAUCUGUACAAUGUGCAACAGACCGGGGCUUAUCAGAUGAGCUGCGGUGCACCUUGCUGGUGGGAGCCAACGUGGUUGUAGCGCCAUGUGGUAUGCGAGUGGAUGACAUCCAGCGUGACACUGCCGAGCUCUCCUGGUUGCCCAGCAACAGCAAUUAUGGCCACACUGUGUUCCUAGAUGGGGUGGAGCAUGCAGUGGUAAAGCCAGGCAGAUACAGACUACGCUUCCACAACCUGAAACCCCUGACGGUGUACAAAGUGACGGUGGUGGCACAGCCGCACCAAGUGCCCUGGCAACUGCCACUGGAGCAGAGAGAGAGGAAAGAAGCUGGUGUGGAGUUCUGCACCCAGUCUGCAGGUCCAACACCAUAUUGCAGAACAGGUCCUCCUAUGCCUCCACAGGAUGUGCGGGUACUGUGUGGGCAGGCACCGGGGGUCCUACAAGUCUGCUGGAAGCCUCCAGCCCUGUCGCCCACAGGCACCUCGAACGGGGCAAAUGUCAUUGGUUAUGCAGUAUGCACUAAAGGACAGAGGAUAGCAGAGGUGUUGUACCCCAUGGCAGACUAUGUCACAGUGGACGUGACGAGGAUUCAGUGCCUGGAGGCCAGAGAGGUCAUUGUCAGGACGCUGUCAGUACAGGGAGAAUCCCACGACUCCCAAGUCGCUGUCAUUCCAAACAACCUGUUGGUGCCUCUACCUCCGAUUCCCCUGCCGCCACCAAUGCACCCCCACACAGGUCCACCACCCCCACCGCACCCCCACGUUCAACCUCACCUUCCGUCGCCUCACCUUCCACAUGCUCCCCUUCCCCUUCCUGCGCCACCCCAGGCUCAUGGACAACCACUCCCACCGCACCCUCCACACCCUCAACCCCAUCUCAGACUUCCUCACCCGGGCGGACCUCCGCAAUCCCAGCUCCGGCCACCACACCCUCAGCCCCAACCAUUACACCUUCAGCCACGCCCACCCCAACAAGGUCCUAGGCCUCAGCACCAACUGCCUCUGCUGCCUCACCCUCAACCCCACCCUGUACCUCAGAGACCAGUAAGUGCCAGAGACCUGGAUGCCAAAGAGCACGCAGCCCACCACGGAGGAGCUGUUCCACCUGGCCAGCCUGGUUGGGAUCCCAAACGGUCGCCCUCCUCCCAGCCUACCAUGCCCAUGCACGGCCACAGCCUUGAGGCUCCUCCCCUCGACAAUCUGCGCUCGCCCUCUCCGCAGAGGAUCCUUCCACAGCCCAGAGGGACACUGAUCCCAGACACAAUGGCCAAGGCCAUUGCCCGGGAAGCAGCGCAGAGGGUCGCGGCAGAAAGUGGCAAGGGGGACAGGCGGCCGGGGCGUUAUGGAGAGCAGGGUCAUUCAUUUUACCAACAUCACUCUGAUGAGGAAGAGGAAGAUGAGGAGGGGUUUGCUCGUGGCCGACGGAGAGGCCCCUCAGUGGACGAGUUCCUCAGAGGAUCUGAGCUGGGGAGGCCGCCUAACUAUAGUCACAAUGAAGACUAUCACAGCGAAAGCAGCCGGGGCUCUGACCUGUCUGACAUCAUGGAGGAGGAUGAGGAGGAGCUGUACUCUGAGAUGCAGCUGGAAGAGGGACGUCGACGCAACUCGCACAACACAGCCAAGACGAACACUUCUGGGGGAGGAAGUCAUGAUCGAGAAAAGGGGAGAAGAAUCAAUCACGGUGGUCCUCAGCCUCAGAGACGACCCCUCAUGGUCCCCUCUAUUGAUGGAUACAGGGAUCGGGAUCGACGCUCUCCCACGUAUUAUGACGAGUCCGAACCCGAGGAGUCCUUCAGGAUUUUUGUGGCCCUCUUUGACUACGAUCCUCUGUCCAUGUCUCCCAAUCCUGAUGCAGCUGAUGAGGAGCUGCCAUUUAAAGAGGGACAGAUCAUUAGGAUAUAUGGAGAUAAAGAUACAGACGGGUUUUACAGAGGAGAGGUGAGGGGUAGGAUGGGUCUAAUCCCCUGCAACAUGGUGUCAGAAAUUCGGGCGGAGGACGAGGAGACCAUGGACCAGCUCAUCAAACAGGGUUUCCUGCCUCUCAGCACACCUGUGGACAGAAUAGAGCAUAACAAACGAGGCCGUGGUCGAGACCAGCACUCGAGGAGGAUGGUGGCUCUGUACGACUACGAUCCCAGAGAGAGCUCCCCCAAUGUUGAUGUUGAGGCGGAGCUGACCUUCUGUGCAGGAGACAUCAUGGCUGUAUUUGGAGACAUUGAUGAAGAUGGCUUCUAUUAUGGUGAGAUCAAUGGCCACCGUGGUCUGGUUCCCUCUAACUUCCUGGAAGAAGUGCCUGAUGACGUAGAGGUGUAUCUGACUGACACUCCGUGCCACUACCCCCCGGAGGAGCCUGGCAACCGCCCCCCUGCCAACUCUGCCAACGCCACCGUUCCAGAGGGCAAACGGGUCACCACUGACACCUCUGACCUGGUCGACCACAGUGCCACGCCCGUGCGAGCCCCAUCACCCAUUGUGCGUCCUCUCCUGCCAGGCACCAUGAGACCCCUCAGUCCUACGAGGGUCCCCCACCUGCCGCUGGAUCCCCGGGACCCCCAAGAUCUGGCAAACAAAAAGAAGAAAGGACUUCUUUCCAAAGGGAAGAAACUCCUCAAAAGACUGUCCCCCGUUAAAUAACCAACACAAAUAUCACAAAAGAAAAGUCCGAUGUACGUCCAUGACAGACCCUGUAAAUUGCAUCCAUACAAUCAACUCUGAUCCAAUGCCACUGGUCACAGUGGACAAACCUCUGGCUGCUGGACUGACUUGAGCCCGUUGAAGUGAAGACUUCAAUAAUUCAUGUUCUACUGGAAGAAAUACAGUUGAUGUACAGUGGAGUGCCAAAAUCAAGGAACGGCUCACUGCAGUCACACUCAAAAAUGAUAUAAUUAUAUAUGUAUAUACAGUAUAUACAUAUAUAUAUAUUACUGUGAUGUAAUUUAAUUUGAGAUUACUUUAAAAAAAGAAAGAAAAAAACUAGGAUUUUCAUGACAAUGUACUUUAUUCUCCCUUUUCUUCAUCAUUGCUCGAAGAUACUCUAUAUUCAUUCAGGGUAACUGUGAAAACAGUGCAUUUACGUUGAAGUAAAAAUGAUUUAUUUUAGCAGUAUUGUCACCAGAUGGUUACAAACACAUAUAUGUGGGCCACGGUACAGUAUGAAUUGGCCAAAAUUUGUGCAGUGCACAUACAGUACAGUAUGUCUGGAAUUACACUGUUCUUGAGGCAUUCUCUGAAGAAAUGCUGGCUGCUAACACACACACACACACACACACACCCUCACACAUACACAAAAGAGCUUUAUACAGUGCAAUAUCAGAGAAAGGUGGUACACUAGCACAAGUGGGAAAAGUCUUUUCUGUUCUGUGAUUCGACUGAUAGAACGUUUCUGUGAUUAAAACAAGAGGAGACAGUCGACGGGGCAUUAAUGUAAGAUAACAUCAGACGAGCUCAGCUGUCUCAGUGGCCUUUAUCAAAACAAUAUGUGCGUGGCAUUCCGUGUCUGACUUAGUGAAUAUUGUUUUACCAUCUCUUGUGCGUCGUCACUUUUGAUGAAUUAUAAAAAAAAUUUAAAAACCCCGGCCAUCUGUCAUCACUGUCAAACUGUCAUGAAACGCCUAGUUCCCGAGGAUAUUUCGGUGUCUCUUCUUCUUAUUGCACAAAAGUGGGUCUGUCUAACGAGUGGUUUCCGUGUAUGUGUGUGUGUAUGGGUGUUCAUGUUCAUGUUCAAGCACCUGUCCUGUUCACUGAUGUUUAUUUCUAAAAGGAGAGGACAUGUCGGUCCUGCUCCUGUGAGUGUCGUGACGUGCUGCUACCUCCAUUGUCUCUGCACAGGUUUAUGUUGAUAAUCUGGAGGGCUAACCUUUAAAGCCUCGCAGACAUUUGCCUCACUUCCUGGUUCUUUAAAGUCACCUUAUAAGGUAUUUGUGGAGAAAUAUUAUAUAAUCGCACAUGAAAACAGUUAUAGUGAUGUUCUUAAGUGUAUUGGUUCAACACCGGGGCAACUCAUUCUAACCGACGGUUCUCAAACUCUGUUAUGCGUAUCGGUGAUACUAGGGCUCCCUCAAAUGGUACGCAGGGGAAAGAAAUAUAUGUAGCACAAAAAUACUUGACUUUUUAAAAAAGUGGCAUAUUCAAUGACAAGAGUCAGUACGUGUGUGUACAUGUAUAUACAUAUAUAUCCGACACUGAUUCAUUCAUUCGUCAUUGAAUAUGCCGAUUUUUUAAAAAGUCAAAGAGUUUUUUUGGGCUACAAUACAAAUAUCAAAGCAGCAAGUAUUGCAAUAUUACUAUGUUUCCUGUUUUGAGAAUACUCAUCUGUAGCACUUCAUCAUAGCAGCAUAUUCUCAUAUAUCAGUGUAGGCAUAUAAAUGUGUUAGUGACAACGCUGGAUCACACAAUCAAGACAAAAAUGUCAUUUUAUUAGGCUUGAGCUCUUUUUUUGUUACCCAUAAUUCUCAAUCAUUGAAAAGGUAAAAGUCACUUCUUGACAUUUACGUAUUGAUGUAGGCCAUAAAAGGUUCUUUAAAAGCAGCUCGGAAAUUAUUUUAAUUUUUAAGACAUAACCAAAUAUUAAGUUAGUAAAAUGGAAGUGUAAAAAAGUAAUUUGUUCUAAAGUACUACUUCACAACUACAGCUUCAAAAGCUACAAAAGAGGCUUUGUACAACUUUAUUUUCAUAGAAUCUGCUCUACUUUCCCCCAGAACAUUUAUUUUUUAUGUCGUGUAUUAUAACAUGUAAAUACAGGAUUAUUGAGUUCAGUUGAAAUUCAAAAACAAAACACAGAACAAAAUGACUGGUCAUCAGUGCAACAUAGAAUUAGUAAUGACCAUUUACCAAGGUGAAAAGUCACAGCCGUGUUCACUUAAAAUAGCUUUUUUGUUUAAAAAUAAUUUUCCUGCUCAGCGGCUGUUGAAACUUAUGCAGUGAUGCACUGAAAUCAAUGACCUAAAUGUGACAGAACUGUAUAAAAUAAUUCAUAUUCUAUUAUUUAAACUGAAGAAAAUCAUUGAGAAUACAUGGCGUGUCAGUUUUCUCCAUUGGUGAUCAGGUUUGAUGAAUAAUCAAUAUUAAUAUAUUAAUUUCAAAGCAACACAGUGACCAAACCCCCCAUCAUUCACAGUGUCUUUGAUCACAGUGGCUUUUUGUACUUGUUUGUACUUUCACUCACAACAGCCUUUUUUUGGUGCACUUUUCCUCUCCUUGUGUAAGACUGAACUGGUUAUCUCUCAGUCCACAUCGUAUGUGCUUGCUUUGUGAAUCAACGUUUAAAAAAAAAAAAGGAGCUAGAAAAAGUGAAAUCAUUGAACAGUAUUUAUGGUGAUUACUUGUGUGUGGGUGUGCAUGUGGCAAAAAUAGCCAACAAGUUUUAUAACCAAAUUAAAUUUGAUAUUUUUCAGGAACUCAUGUCUCUGCUUAUUUGUGUGAUUUAUGAAAAAAAAAGUGAUUCACCUUCAAGGACUUUGCUGAUCAAAAAAUUCAACAUCCAGUG